AUGGCUGCAAUGGGGAACGACUCCCUCAUUGCCAAGGAAAUGGCUCCACAACAAAGGAUCCUCUUUCCCCCGGAGAAGAUUUGCAUGGAUUGGCAGCAAAGACAGAGAGCUGGAGCAGGACUGCACAACCUGGGCAAUACGUGCUUCGUCAACUCCGUCCUGCAGUGCCUGACGUACACAGCCCCUCUGGCCAACUACCUGCUCUCUCGUGAGCACAGCCAGUCGUGUCGCCAGCAAGGCUUCUGCGUGAUGUGUAGAAUGGAAAACCACGUUAACAAGGUCCUGCAUUCCUCUGUCAGUGCCAUCUACCCUUCAGCUGUCAUCAGUGUUCUCACACUAAUAGGAGAACAUUUCCGGCUUGGCAUGCAGGAGGAUGCCCACGAGUUCUUACGUUACACUGUUGAUGCCAUGCAGAGAGCUUGUCUGAGCGGAAUCAGCAACUUGGACAUCUCUUCUCAAGCAACUACCAUCAUCCAUCAAAUAUUUGGGGGCUUUCUGAGAUCCAGAGUCACGUGCUUGAGCUGCAAAGCAGUUUCCGAUUCCUACGAGGCUUUCCUGGAUGUCCCUUUGGAUAUAAAAGCAGCCUCUUCUGUCACUGCAGCUCUGGAGGACUUUGUGAAACCGGAGCAGCUGGAUGGUGAAAACUGCUUUCAAUGUAGCAAGUGUAACAAGAUGGUCGCCGCCUCCAAGAGGUUUACAAUCCAUCGCGCGCCCAAGGUCCUCACGGUGUGCCUGAAAAGGUUCGAAGAUUUCACCGGCGGGAAGAUCAACAAGGUCGUGAAGUAUUCCAACUGCUUGGAUCUUCGCCCGUACAUGUCUCAGACAGAUGGAGAAUCGCUCUUCUACUCUUUAUACGCUGUCCUGGUGCAUAGCGGUAACGGGUGUCAUUCAGGACACUAUUUCUGCUACACAAAGGCCAGCAAUGGACUGUGGUACGAGAUGAACGAUUCAUCUGUGGAUCCUUGUGACAUCAGCACGGUCCUCCAGCAGCAAGCCUAUUUGCUGUUUUACGUCAGAAACCGCUCCAAGAAAAUGGCUGGACCCCAGGGAAAGCUGCAAGAACAGCCCUAA
Haliaeetus leucocephalus (bald eagle) is the source of this 1071-nucleotide messenger RNA. Its product is annotated as ubiquitin carboxyl-terminal hydrolase 42-like. Gene Ontology annotation, molecular function: cysteine-type deubiquitinase activity; cysteine-type endopeptidase activity. Bases 1 to 1071 code for a protein of 356 amino acids. Gene Ontology annotation, cellular component: nucleus; cytosol. Gene Ontology annotation, biological process: regulation of apoptotic process; protein deubiquitination. Lineage: Eukaryota; Metazoa; Chordata; Aves; Accipitriformes; Accipitridae. The transcript has 11 exons. The record is from RefSeq and is a predicted model, not a curated record.